AUGAAAUCAUCGUUUAUGGAGCCGGUGGACAGGCUGACCUCAAGAAUAAAGAAGAAGGACACCUGGUUCCAGAAGGCGCUACCGCCUGGUCUGAGAGUUGCGGUCACUCCCCGGCACCUCGCCACUAGUGACAGCUACAACUUGCUGAUGUACUCCUUCAGAUUAGCCCACAACACCAUCUCCUACAUGGUCAAACAAGGCUGCAUGGUCAUCGUAGCAGAGUACUCUAAAGAGGUCUUCAACAUCCCCACUGCCUCAGACGAGUGGCGAGGUGCAGCAGAACUGUUCAACAUCAGGUGGUACAACUCCAUUGUUCUUAUGGCUCUGGUCGACGCUGACUACAAGUUCAUGUGGGUCAACGUCGGCUCCCCUGGCUCCUGUUCAGAUGUGCAGAUCUGGAAUGACUGUGACCUCAGAGACCACAUCGUCCCCGACCGCAUCAGCUGGCCACAACCAGACCACAUGAUGACAGGGACACCCCAUACUACAUGA
Messenger RNA from Gigantopelta aegis, 492 nucleotides. RefSeq lists its product as uncharacterized. Lineage: Eukaryota; Metazoa; Mollusca; Gastropoda; Neomphalida; Peltospiridae. The record is from RefSeq and is a predicted model, not a curated record. The transcript is spliced from 3 exons. The coding region runs from base 1 to 492 and encodes 163 amino acids.